Helicoverpa zea (corn earworm) is the source of this 1900-nucleotide messenger RNA. RefSeq lists its product as uncharacterized. Gene Ontology annotation, cellular component: nucleus. The coding region runs from base 847 to 1311 and encodes 154 amino acids. NCBI's taxonomy places the organism in Eukaryota, Metazoa, Arthropoda, Insecta, Lepidoptera, Noctuidae. The record is from RefSeq and is a predicted model, not a curated record. The transcript is spliced from 7 exons.
AAACAGCUAGGUGAACAUACAUGCAAAAAUUACCGCACAUAUUUUGUUACUAACUACAUAGGUGUUAUGGUAGAAUGAAAUAUAAGCAAAAAAUAUGAAGCAUUUUUCAAGUAGCUUAUUAAUUGCUUUCUCAAAUUUAUUAGUAAACUGCUAAGGCAAAAUCUACGUACUAUAAAUAUAAAUAUACAUGUUAUUGCUUUUAAUAACCUAAUAUGCUAUUACUUCAUAUACAGUAGGUAAGCGUUGAUACAGCGGUGAUAAAUGGAAACCGUAAAAAAAUUACAGCGAUUUUAUGUAAUGUAACUAUUCCCCGCUCAUGUGGAUCAUUGACAAACCGUAACUGGGUGUCAAUAAAUUGAAUACAGUGACAUCUCACUCACAUUAAUUAUUUAAACUUCGAACCGAAGUCCGAAGUAGAGUAUCGCCACUCGCCUCUAGUUGGCACUACACGAGAUCGAUAGUUAUCAGUUGUGUGGAUCGAUUGAGAGCAGAGUGCCUAGUGCGAGUUGAACAAAAUUUUGCGAAUGACUUCACUGUCGAGUUUAGCGAGUCAACUUCAAACGAACCGAAUGCAAUAUUUAAGCGAGUGCGAGUUGCCAUCUCGCAAACUACUCGCAUCACGUUUCCUCACGGCGAAUAGCGAUGAUCAUUUUUGUUAGGUUGGUGUUCCGUUCGCUUGGUGGGAUAAACCUACCAAAUUUAGAAAGACGUCAUUUUAGCAUGUAAUCGUAUGGGACGAAUGUCUUUCAACAUUUUUGGGGUUAUUGUUUGACGUUUUGUUUAUGUUUGAACCGGCGCGACGCCCGAAAAUUUGUAGUUGUUUUGAAUUCAUUUAAUUAAUUUAAAAUGAAGACAAGUUCAUCCCAAUUUGAUAUGUUGGUGACAUUUAUGGAGCAGCAUGGAGACAUAAGCAAACCAUCCUCCCAUGCAAGAGGUAAAAUAGCCUGUUUGGGUUAUUGGGAAGAACUAGCACAAUUGCUCAAUAGUGACGGUAGCGGUGACUCUAAAACUGUUGACAAAUGGAAGAAGGUUUGGAGUGAUUAUAAAAAUAACACAAAGAAAAAAGCAGCCCGCUUGCAUAGAGCAGCUAGCGGUACUGGUGGUGGUCCUGCCAUGCACAUCAAGCUAUCAGACUUAGAACUCAGAGUUCUCAAUAUGAUUGGUGCGCAAGUAGCAACGGGCUUAGCGGUGGCAGAGGCUGGGUUGGCACAGGGGGUUCACAUUCCACCACAAGUUCAAUGCGAAGAAGUUCCACAAGAUAGUAAUGAGCCAGCACCAGCAACCUCACCAAUACCGGCACCAGCAGGCUAACCGCUACCAACUUUAACAAGAGCUUUAUCUUCCCCGCCUCUUAUGUUUGUUGAGGAAGAGAUACAAAAUACCCAACCUUGGAACGAGCCUGGGCCAUCAACCUCAUAUGUUGCUCAAAGGACAUCUCAGGCAACACCUAUUACCAUCAUACCAUCAUAUGUGCAGGCACGAUUGGAAGACAAUACGGGUAUGCUCUCUCCAACAAGACCCUCUUCUCAAGUCCAUGUAGUCCAGGCAGAGCCUUCACAAGCUGGACCCACAACACCACGCCAUUCAAGGCAACGAAGACUCCGAGGCUCACCCCGCAGACCUGUGAGGCCACCACGGACAGAGGAGGCAGCUCAACAAUUUCUCCAAGCUGAAGAGUACUGGAGAAAUUUCAAAAUGGAGCAACACAGGGACUACAUGGAGUUGAAGAGAGAGCAGAAUAGAAUAAGAGAAAUGGAACUUAAAAUUCAUAGCGAGUGGCAAGCUGUAGGAUUAAGGGCGUUAGAUGCAAUAAAUAAAUUAGUAGAUAAGUUUUGUAAAGAUUAAUUAGUUAGUAGUUUAUUUGUAUUUGUAUGUUUAUUGGGAUUAUUUUCUUUUUGUG